Acanthosepion pharaonis is the source of this 726-nucleotide messenger RNA. Lineage: Eukaryota; Metazoa; Mollusca; Cephalopoda; Sepiida; Sepiidae. The record is from the annotation of a GenBank genome assembly.
AUGGUGUCUGAACUGAGACCAGAUCUAGUGUUAAUUGAUAUCGAGAAGCAACCACUGUUGUUUGGUGAAUUGACGGUAGCAUGGGAAGAAAGGAUUGAAGAGGCGCAUGAAAGAAAGUUGCUUCGGUAUGAGGAACUGGUGGCUGAAGUCCGCGAGAGAGGAUAUGACUUGCACCCUGUCCAUUUAUCUUUUUUUUUCCCGUCUCAUUGGUUUGGUCAAAUUAUUCUUGAUCUCUCAACCAAUUAUUUUCUUUUUCUUUAUUUUUUUUCUUUCAAAUAUACUCUUCACAUUUCCGUAUUUUCUCUUAAUCUGUCUUCCUCCCUUUUGUCAAAUUUAUUUGCCUUUUUUUUCUUUUCCUUCUCCUUUACUCUUUUACUCUUUCUUUCUCUAUCUACCUCUCUAUCUAACACUGUAUCUAUAUCUGUAUCUAUCUAUCUAUCUAUCUAUCUAUCUAUCUAUCUAUCUAUCUAUCUGUCUGUCUGUCUGUCUGUCUCUAUACCUGUCUCUGCAUCUAUCUAUCUAUCUGUUUCUAUACCCGUCUCUGUAUCUAUUUAUCGGCCUGGAAAGCCGAUACCAUCAAAUUCUCUCAUUGGUAAAUCAAGCGGUGACAGGCGUCGGAGAGUGAACGUUUUCAUCACUCCAUUCAUCUCUUUUAUCUGCUGGAUCAUCCGCCACUCACUUACACAUGUGGACAGGGUAAUAUUGCAGAAGGGUGUGGAGCAAUAA